Aspergillus wentii DTO 134E9 is the source of this 4125-nucleotide messenger RNA. RefSeq lists its product as uncharacterized. The transcript is spliced from 3 exons. Gene Ontology annotation, molecular function: protein binding. The record is from RefSeq and is a predicted model, not a curated record. The coding region runs from base 1 to 4125 and encodes 1374 amino acids. Lineage: Eukaryota; Fungi; Ascomycota; Eurotiomycetes; Eurotiales; Aspergillaceae.
AUGCGACUGGCAAGGCAGUACUCUCACUCAGCGGUAUUCCGCUAUAUAAGAAAUGUUGGAGGCAUUGACGAUUGGAAAGAGAUGAUUGCCACUAUCAGGGAUAUCGACAGCAUCAUCAAGGAUAAACUGUCAGCCGUUUCUAAUGAUACGGUGCAGGAUAUCAAACACGCGGUUUCAAAGCUCCACGAAAAGAUGAACAGUUCUCUCUUAUUGGCUGCCGAGGCACGAGAUGACACUGAGCGGAAUGAACGACUUCUUGACAGCCUGCCCCGAGUGGCCCGAGCAGCCUAUGGUUUCGAUCAUCAAGAUCACGGCAGUAGAUGUCUCCAAGGCACUCAAGUGGAGAUUCUGCAGAAGAUUCAAGAUUGGACAAACGAUCCAUCAGGCAAGCCAAUCCUCUGGCUACAGGGUAUGGCGGGCACAGGAAAAUCGACCAUUGCUCGAACCGUUGCAGCUGCCUUCUACCAUGGAUACGGGCUGAGCGAGAAGGAGCUCUUACCAGAUGAAGCCUGUCUCGGGGGCAGUUUCUUCUUCAGCCACCAAGACGUCAAUUGUCGCAAUCCCCAGAAGGUCUUUCCUACUCUCGUGAGAGAUUUGAUCCAAGUGCUUCCUGAAAUGAGAGACCUGGUAUGCGACGCGAUUGCAAGCCAUCACGACAUCCACGAGCAACCAUUACGAAGCCAAUGGCUACAUCUGGUUUUGAAUCCCCUGCAGACAUUGAGUAACAAGCUUGACUCGCCGGUAACAGUGGUGUUUGUACUUGAUGCCCUGGACGAGUGCGAGGACUCGGAGAGGAUAGGGGAGAUUCUAGGCUUGUUUGGACAAGCUCGGAAUCUGGAACCGCUGCAGGUACGAGUGCUUGCUACCAGCCGGCCUGAGAGAGAGCUCUUCCAGAAUGUCAAAUCCGGUCUGGAUAUUCGAGAUGAAGUGCUUUACAAGAUCCGCUCAUCAGAUGGAACUGAGGCUAGAAAAGAUGACAUUACCCGUUUUGUCGAGCACGAGCUGGAGAAUAUUCGGGCAAAGCAUGAUCAACAUCAAAGCUGGCCAGGAGAUGAGAGUAUACAGCGGCUUGUGGAAAAGGCAGAUGGGCUGUUCAUUUAUGCAGCUACUGCUUGCCGGUUUCUUUUGAAUGCCACAAAGCGAACUGUCAACAAUCGCUUGAAGGUCAUUCUAGAAAGCAGGCCAAACACCGGGAGAAUCGGGAGCAAUCCUCAGUAUAGUCUAGACGAAAUGUACACUCGCAUCCUGGAGAUCAACCUCACCGGUGAUUCUGACAAUGAUGAGGAUAUGUCGGCUCUCUUCAAAGCUGUCGCCGGUUCCAUUGUCGUUCUAUCCAAGCGCCUUGCCGUGCACACGUUGAGCAACUUAAUUGGAAUAGCGCAUGGGGAUGUCGAAUGGAUGAUAGAACACCUGUUAUCUGUUUUAGAAGUACCGGCUAAUAAGCAAGAGCCGGUCCAACUGCUACAUCUCUCCUUUCGGGACUUUCUGAUUGAUCCGCAACGUUGCCAGAAUCCCGUCUUUCAGAUUGACGAGAAACAAGCAAAUCACAGAGUCAUGGUGUAUUCCCUUCGUGUCAUGUCAGCAAGCCUCAAAAGAGACAUAUGUGGCUUGAAGAAACCUGGCACAAACAUCAAAGACAUUGAACCUGUUGUCUUGAGUAAAUGUUUACCAGAUCACGUGCAGUAUGCCUGUGCGCACUGGAUCGACCAUGGUCUACUGUGUGAGAUGAAUGAUGACAGAAUGUAUGACUUUUUAUCAAUUCAUUUUACGCAUUGGCUAGAAUCCAUGUGUCUUAUGGGUCUGGCCUCCAGAAUGAUCAUCUUAUUUGACAAUCUUCUGAAACACCCGGCCACCAGUCAACGAACACGUGACAUAGUCUGUGAUGCGAGGAGGUUUACUCUCAAUUUCAGGUCCAUCAUCGAGAACAAUCCAUUGCAGAUAUACGUUUCUGCCCUUCUUUUUGCACCGUAUAACACCCUCAUCCGGACCCUUUUCAAAAAGGAGAUUCCUCGAUGGAUAUCACAGCACCCUCAGGUCGGCCAGAGCUGGAGCCCGUUAUUACAAACAAUACAUGUUCACGGGAACUGUACUUUGCAGAAAGCCAUAUUCUCACCGGAUGGCAGCUUUAUGGCGGUCCAUUCAACUGACCAUUUCAGCGUCUGGGACACAGCUACAUGGAAAUGCCUGUUGGUGAUCCAUGCCGACAUCAAUUCUUUCCAAGACCUAGGCUUGUUGGCGAUUGACCCCUCCCUUAAUCAUAUCAAAGAUUUGUGCUUUUCACCAGACAGUCAAGAGCUGGUAGUGAUAUGGCUUGAUGAUACAGUGCAACUACUACAUAUAUACAAAAGCCAAUCAAUUUUUCUGGAGAGUCGUCACCCGAUGCACGGCCCAAACGCCCUCCUUCGAUUCUCUUCAGAUAGCGAAAAGAUCGUAUACGUAUCAAAUGGGGACCAGAUUCUGGUUUGGCAGAGAGAAACGGGAGAACUCGUUCAGAGGAUUCUGAUUGAGGUUGACCUUUGUCAAUAUUUGUCUGUAUCCAGAGAUGCUAAAUAUGUCGCAGUAGGCUACCUAAAUUGGGAUCAGGAAACGUCAGAGAGGUACAAUAGAGUCACUGUCUGGGAUGUCAGUACAGGAAAAGCUUUCCAUACCCAUGAGGCACCAGGCGUUUGUGCAGUGGCCUUUUCAGGUGAUGGAACUGCCUUGCUCUCUGCUCUAGAGAAUGGUGCCUUGAAUGUCUGGGAUUCUGCUACGGACGCCUUGCACUCGUGCCACACAGAGUCAAAGGGAACAUGGCAUGCUGUGUUCUGCUCCGAUGGCAAUACUGUCACUUCUUUUAAUCGCCAAGGCCAGAUCAUUUGGAACUGGACCACAGGAAGUUUGAGACAAAUACGAGCGUUCUCCAAGACCAUGGCCUACAUUGAAAGUAUGACUGACAAUGUUUUCACGCCCCAAGUCGUCCUCCCCUACAGUGGUAUAGAUCAUGAUAGAUGGGCAAAGAACAUUGAGAAUCUGGACGAUCUUAUAGGCCCCCAUAUCUUGUCCUUUCGAAGUAUCGCUCUAUCACCGGAUGGUAAGAUGGUUGCGACAAUGGGCAAGUAUGGGCAAUAUAUUCAAGUCUGGGAUACAACCACGGCAACAACGGUUGUGAAACCAGAAGGACACACCGGCAAGAUUUACAAUUUGUGCCAUUCUCCGGAUGGCACCUGGGUUGCAUCUGCUGGUGGAGAUAACACCAUCCGGCUAUGGGAUGCAAUGACUGGACUACAGACUCGAUGCUUCAUCUGCCCCCAUCGCCUCCAUCCACCACCUAGACUCGACAGCAGCCUGUUACGGAUAGCCUUCUCCCCAGACGGUAAAUAUCUUGGAGGUCUUACCAAAGACGGGGUUAUGCGAGUCUGGGAUGUACAGACAUGGGCAAUCACAGCUGAGAUUAUUGUCUGCCCCACCACGCAAAGACAUUUCCACGAGAUAGACAUGUCAAUCAGCCGAAACAUUGCUGCAAUCAAGUAUGAUCAUGUAUUUGAUAUCUGGAGACUAGAUCCGGCAACGCGUAUCGGUCAAGUCAAGACUGAUAGAGAAUACAGCUGGGUAAGGCUUUCGCCCAGUGGGUGCUUCUUCGUGGCGGGUACUGGGUUUUCGAGCCGCUUUCGCAUAUGGAAAACAGACACAGGGGAGCUGAUAUCGACAUGCCUUCAUGAAGACUCGCCAGACGGCAUCAUCUUUCCGGUAUUUGCACCAGAUGGUGAAACUUUGAUAUCUGCUUUGGAAAGCUCGAUAAAGAUAUGGGAGACACAGAGUGGGGAGUUACUGGCUGAAGCGAACUUAGAUGGGGAGAUUCAAAAAUUAGCCCUCUCCAAGGAUGGCAGAUGGAUCGUGACGGACCAAGGGCGGUUUCAAGUCGAAUCGAUUCUCCAUCCGUACCCUGAGCAGCGAAGGGAAGAGAAGAUGAAAGGGAAAGGCAUUUCCCUUCGGGAUGACUGGAUUAGGGAUGGAGAAGAGCCAAUCCUGCAUAUUCCUCCCGAGUACAAAAUGGAGGAAUUGUCCAUCUAUGAGAAUCACAUUGCGAUGGCUCAUUCAGAGAGGCUUUUCAUGAUUGGAUUUGAGGAGGGGGAAAAGGAGUUAUAA